Molecule: messenger RNA, 1698 nt
Organism: Zychaea mexicana
Lineage: Eukaryota; Fungi; Mucoromycota; Mucoromycetes; Mucorales; Lichtheimiaceae
Product: POT family-domain-containing protein
Exons: 7
Coding region: 1-1698 (565 amino acids)
Biological process (GO): oligopeptide transport; transmembrane transport
Cellular component (GO): fungal-type vacuole; plasma membrane
Molecular function (GO): tripeptide transmembrane transporter activity; dipeptide transmembrane transporter activity
Source: RefSeq, a predicted model, not a curated record
AUGUCAGAGAAAAUCGAAGAAAAGGACGAUUUUAGAAGCGUCGACGUCGUGACAGUCCAUGAUGAUUCAGAACACCCUGCCCCUACAGAAGAAGACUGGAAGAACCUGCGCGAGGUCGGCGAUCAUGUGCCCUUCUCUGCUUUCCUUGUCAUUCUGAUUGAGCUGUGCGAGCGUUUCACUUACUACGGCUUAACUGGCCCUUUCCAGAAUUACAUUCAACAGCCUGCGCCUCCGGAAGGCUAUCCCGCUGAACAGCCUGGUGCUAUGGGCAAAGGACAACAGACUGCUACUGCCUUGACGACUUUCUUCCAGUUUUGGUGCUAUAUUACACCGAUUCUCGCUGCUAUCGUCUCGGAUCAGUACCUUGGAAAAUACAAAACCAUCCUCGCAUCAUCUAUCAUCUACAUGGUUGGCUUGCUCAUCCUUGUGUGCACCUCCAUCCCCACUGCUAUCGAACACAAUGCCGCAUUCCCUGGCUUCAUCGUCAGUAUCAUCUUGAUCGGUUUGGGCACCGGCGGCAUCAAAUCCAAUGUCUCGCCGCUCGUCGCUGAACAAUACCAAAGCAGGGCACCUUUUGUUCGCACCCUCAAGAAUGGCAACCGCGUCAUCGUUACCCCACAAGCAACAUACCAACGCAUGUUCAACAUGUUCUACUUUGGCAUCAACGUCGGUGGUCUUUCUGCCAUUGCUACCACCGAAAUGGAAAAGAACAUUGGUUUCUGGUCAGCUUACUUGUUGCCCCUCUGCAUGUUCGUCGUCUGCAUUAUCGUUGUCGUCCUUGGCCGCAACCGCUACAUCGAAGCCCCACCACGUGGUUCGGUCUUCUUGGAAGCUGGCAGACUUAUUCGGUUUUACUUCAAGACCAAGAGCAUGGAAGCCUGCAAGCCAUCCAACCUCAUCAAGACCCAUCCCGAAUUGGCAGCCAAGGCUACCUGGGACGAUAUCUUUGUUGAUGAGCUCCGCCGUGCUCUCAAGGCUUGUGUCGUCUUCUGCUGGUUCCCCAUCUACUGGCUUUGCUACCAGCAGAUCACAAACAACUUGAUCUCCCAGGCUGCUACCAUGUUGACAGGUAAUGUGCCCAACGAUAUCAUGCAAAACAUCGAUCCUAUUGCUUUGGUUAUCUGUAUUCCCAUCAUGGACAGAAUUGUUUAUCCUCUCCUCCGCCGUUUCGGCUUCCCCAUGCGUCCCAUCAUGCGUAUCUCCAUCGGUUUCUUUUUUGCUGCAGUCGCAAUGGGUUACUCUGCCGGUGUUCAGUCUAUGAUCUACCGCACUCCUCCCUACUAUGAUCAUCCUGAUGGCAACACCAACUGGAUUUCUGCUGCCUACCAGAUCCCAUCAUACUUCUUUAUCGCCUUAUCUGAAAUUUUUGCCUCUAUUACCGGGUUGGAAUACGCCUACAAGAAGGCUCCUCAGUCCAUGAAGUCAAUCGUCAUGGCUUUGUUCUUGUUCUCCAACUGUUUUGCUUCCAUCUUGAGUUUCGCCCUUGUAUCCGUGACCGUUGAUCCCAAACUCACCUGGAUGUACACUGGUAUUUCCUGUGCUGCCGGUGCUUGUAUGGUCCUUGUUUACUUCUUCCAUCAUAAGCAAGACAAGACCGAUGUUGAAGACGAUGCUAUCGCUCGUGAUGAUGCAGAAAUGGAGAAGUAUUAUCACAAAACCGAGAAAGAAACGGAAUUCGAGCCCAAGGAACUUGCUUAA